AAGCCCUCUAGUGGGAAACUGAGCAACUCGCCGUGAGUCACACAAAAGAGUGACGUCGGAAAGCCCAAGGUAUAAACAGCGGGACGGAAAGCUUGUCUGAUGCCAGCUGGUCUCCCGGAGAUCCGAAGAAACGAGACGGGGGAAUUCAAGGAAAGAAAAAAGGGGGACAUGAAGGAACAAUGGCAGACCACCCUGAGAAUCCUUGGUGCUCUCACGGGACCUCUGCCCUCCAUCCCGCAGUGAAUUCCCCCUCUCCCAGCCUCCGCCUGCCCUGAGAUGUUCUCCAGAAGGAAGCCCCCUAGCCCCUGCCCCGCCUGCCCCAACGUGAUCACGCCGGACACGAUCCCCACCUUCUUCAUCCCUCCCAACUUGGCCAGCCUGCAGGGGCGGCUCUCGUGCAGGAGCGACAGCCCCGACGGCCGCGGGAUCCUGGCCCGGUCGGCCGAGCAGCACGUCAUCCAGGUGGAGAGCCCGGAGGAGGGGGAGGUCCAGGCCGUGGGGCGCCUCUACAGCACCUCCUCCAUGCCCCACCUCGCCAGCCCCGCGGGCUUGCCCUUCCUGCCCGAGAGCCCGCACACUCGCCGCCGAGAGUCCCUCUUCCACGGCGGACGCCUGCCGCGCCGGUUGCAAGGGGCCCGGUUCACUGCCCCGCCGACGAGGCCUUCCCUGCAGCCCGGUUUGAUGUUCGACAGCGACACGGCCUCCUCCACCGAGACGUCCCCUUUCAGCUCUCCCCUGCUGACGCGGCCUCUGAGCUGCCCUCCGUUCUGUCCGGCCUACCGGCAUCGCCGAAGAUUCGCCUUCUGCUCCAGCGACCUCGGCGCUGCCCCACGGCCCAGCUCCCUGUCCCCGGAGGAGACCAGCUCUGCCGACACCAGCCCCAGCUUUCCGCGCCGGGAGAAGGAUCCCCCCUGGGGCUCCCCUGCCCCGCUGCCGCUCUUCCCGCUGGACCUGAUCCGUUGCCACGAGCGGCUCACCAAGGAGGUGGUGCUGACAGUGAGCAAGGGCGGGCGGCUGAGGCUGUCCAGCGAGUACCUGCGGCCCCAGGGGCGCCUCCGCGUCCGGCUGGUGUGUGCUGAGGCCUUCUACCCUCCCCACUGCGACCCGCGACACUUCAGCUGCUGCGUCUCCUUGCAGCUGCGGCCCGGGGAAGGCCUGAGGCAGCGCAGCGCCGUCGUCAAGAGGAGCCGCAACCCCAUCUUCAACGAGGACUUCUUCUUCGAGGGCGUCUCCCCGGAGGAGCUGUCCAGGUGCAGCCUGAGGCUCAAGGUGCUCAACAAGGGCUCUGGCCUCCGGAGGGACGCGGUGCUGGGGGAGUGUGACGUGCCGCUGGAUUGCCUGCUGCCCUGAAGGGAGCGCCGGUGGGCGGGAAACUCAUUGACAGGAAGUCGCUGCUGUCGGCAGGAAGUCGGUUCAGUUGGCAGGAAUAGGCAUGGGCAACUCCCUGACAGGAAGUGGAUGCUGUCGGCAGGAAGUGAGUUCAUUUGGCAGAAGGAGGCAUGGGCAACUCCCCGACAGGAAGUUGAUGCUGUCGGCAGGAAGUCAGUUCAGUUGGCAGGAAGAGGCAUGGGCAACUCCCUGACAGGAAGUGGAUGCUGUCGGCAGGAAGUGAGUUCAUUUGGCAGAAGGAGGCAUGGGCAACUCCCCGACAGGAAGUUGAUGCUGUCGGCAGGAAGUCAGUUCAGUUGGCAGGAAGAGGCAUGGGCAACUCCCUGACAGGAAGUGGAUGCUGUCGGCAGGAAGUCACUUCCGUUGGCAGGAGGAGGCGUGGCUUCUCUUGAUCAGGGUCUUCCAUCUUAGCAAAGAGGGUCUUUUUGCCAGCCGGGUAGACCUUUGUAAGAAUGAAAGAAGAGCCUGGUUGCUGGAUCAGGCCCAUCCAGUCCAGCAUCUCACCAUGGGACACCCAAGGCCUGCGGUGGGAAUCCCACAAGCCCACUCUGCCGCCAUUGUGUCAUGGAAGACCUCUGGGCCGCAGCUGGAUGGGUCUUGUUUCAAAUCAAUCUGUGGACGGUGUGAAAAAACAGCUCUUCCUGUGUUUUGAGCCGCCGGGCUGCGUUUGACAACAACACACACACAAACACCCUGCAAAUAUUUCCGGGGGAAAGGUCUCAAAGUGGGGACUCUGGUUACCACAUCCAGGCUCAUGACUGGAUGCCAACAGCAGAGGGCGCUGUCGGGCUACACAUUUCAGCACUUGGGUGCCACCAACACAGCAGGACGGAAGGAAGAUCUGCAGUUUUUGAGGUGGCCAAUUGUUGGGGCACCAAGAGUGAGGCCCUCUGAGGCCCAUGGCACUGGCCUGACUGGUCCCUCAAUAUGAGCUGCUGGAAUCCUCUCCAAGCUUGAAAUGUGUAUUUCCAAGGUGACACAUUCCUAUAUUGCAGGGAAAACACACGCACUGGGGGCGGGGAAUACCCAAUAAUAAUAAUAAUAAUAAUAAUAAUUUAUUAUUUGUAACCCACCGAUCUGGCUGGGUUUCCCCAGCCACUCUGGGCGGCUUCCAAUAAAGACCAAAAAUGCACUAAAAUGUCACACAUUAAAAACUUCCCUGAACAGGGCUCCCUUCAGAUGUCUUCUGAAUGUCAGGUAGUUGUUUAUCUCCUUGACAUCUGGUGGGAGGGCGUUCCACAGGGCAGGUGCCACCACCGAGA
Messenger RNA from Podarcis raffonei (Aeolian wall lizard), 2651 nucleotides. It is a transcript of the gene C2CD4D, whose product is annotated as C2 calcium dependent domain containing 4D. The transcript has 2 exons. The coding region runs from base 277 to 1350 and encodes 357 amino acids. NCBI's taxonomy places the organism in Eukaryota, Metazoa, Chordata, Lepidosauria, Squamata, Lacertidae. The record is from RefSeq and is a predicted model, not a curated record.